CUUGAUUCAUUCAUUUUCAGCCACGCGUUCUCAGUAUACCCACAGUUCUCCAUAUACCCAGUGCACAUUGAUCUAGCUAAGCUAUGAAGCCCCAAACCCUCCUCAGCAAACUCGCCCUCCUGGGCUCCAUCCCGUUCGCCCUAGCGGACACUCUCAACAUUGUCGCCCACCAGGAUGAUGAUCUCCUCUUCCUGAGCCCGGACCUCAUCCGCGACAUCCUCUCCGGCCAGGCGGUACGCACCAUCUUCCUGACGGCCGGCGACGCGGGCCAGGGCACCAGCUACUGGCAGAACCGGCAGCUGGGGUCGCAGGCAGCGUACGCGCGCAUGGCAAUCGCCGGCAACAGCUGGACGGAGACGGACGCGGGGAUCCCCGGCAAGGACAUCUCGAUCUACACGCUGUCGGAGAACUCGUCCAUCUCACUGAUCUUUCUGCACCUGCCGGACGGCAACAUGGACGGCACGGGAUGGGCGGCGGACAACAACGACAGCCUGCAGAAGUUGUGGGACGGGGCGAUCGACCACAUCACCACCGUCGACGGGUCGGGCACGACCUACACCCGCGACGAGCUGAUCCACACCCUCACCUCGCUCAUCGACGACUUCCAGCCCGACGAGCUCAAGACCCAGGACUACCACAACAGCUUUGGGGAUGGCGACCACAGCGACCACUACGCCACCGCCUUCUUCGCCACCUCCGCCCUGAACGACGCCAGCUCCCACCCCGAUCUGACCGGCUAUCUGGGCUACGCGAUCAACAACAACCCCGUCAACCUGGAUGCCUCGGACAUCGAGGACAAAACAAACAUCUUCUACGAGUACGCCGUGCAUGACCAGGGCACCUGCAGCACGGCGACGGGUUGCUCCACGCGACCUGAGAGCGGGUGGUUGCAGCGACAGUACACUAUCUAGGUGAUGGUGGCGAUGUU
Molecule: messenger RNA, 928 nt
Organism: Aspergillus japonicus CBS 114.51
Lineage: Eukaryota; Fungi; Ascomycota; Eurotiomycetes; Eurotiales; Aspergillaceae
Exons: 1
Coding region: 84-911 (275 amino acids)
Biological process (GO): GPI anchor biosynthetic process
Cellular component (GO): endoplasmic reticulum
Molecular function (GO): N-acetylglucosaminylphosphatidylinositol deacetylase activity
Source: RefSeq, a predicted model, not a curated record